AUGAAGUCCAGCAAACAGCAAACUUCCAACUCUUCAAAUGGCAACUCCGAGUACUGGGUUCGUACCGGAAAACAACUGACCGCCAGUGCCCUAUCCGGCUGGACUGAAGCCCUGAUCACCUACCCGGCGGAGUACACCAAGAUAAUGCUACAGCUUCAGGGUGGCAAUGGAAAAACUUCCGUUUCUUCUGCUGUUGCUGAAGGAGUUCAACCAAAGAAGCUGACCGGGGCGGGCGACGUCGUUCGAAGCACGCUAAAAAACUACGGCCCACUGGGCCUCUACCGCGGCUUCAGCAUCGUCUUUGUGGGCAACGUCCCGAAGUACACGUGUCGUUUUGGCGCCUACGAGCAAAUCAAGCGCCUGAUGGCCGACCCAACCAGCGGUCAACAGCUAACUUCCGGCCAAAAACUGCUCUGCGGCAUGGGCGCGGGCGUCAUCGAGGCGCUGGUGGCCGUCAUUCCAAUCGAGUCCACCAAGGUGAAGUUCAUCAAUGACCGCCUGAGCGAAACUCCUAAAUACAAGGGCCUAAUUUCCGGCGUGAAGGAGAUCGUUCGGGAGCGAGGCCUGGGGGCGAUGUACAGCGGCGUGACGGCGACGGUGGUGAAGCAGGCGUCGAACCAGGCGGUCCGCUUUGCCGUCUUCGAGUCGCUGAAGGAGUGGAGCGGCUCCAAAGAGGCAGACGAUGACCAAAAAAGUACCAAAAAGCUGUACCCCGUCUUUGGCAUGGCCGCCGGCGCCGCCUCGGUUCUGGUCAAUGCGCCCAUCGACGCGGUCAAAACUCGGCUGCAAAGUCUUCAGGCGGGCCAGUACACCGGUACGGUGGACUGCAUCGUCAAGGUCUAUCGAACCGAGGGCCUGGCCGCCUUCUACCGCGGCAGUCUGGUGCGCAUGUUCAAGUGCGGCGCCGAGGUGGCCAUCGCCUUCACCACCUACAAUCUCAUUGUUGAUCUGAUUGGCGCCUGA
Rhagoletis zephyria (snowberry fruit fly) is the source of this 963-nucleotide messenger RNA. NCBI's taxonomy places the organism in Eukaryota, Metazoa, Arthropoda, Insecta, Diptera, Tephritidae. The record is from RefSeq and is a predicted model, not a curated record.